Messenger RNA from Entrophospora sp. SA101, 132 nucleotides. Lineage: Eukaryota; Fungi; Glomeromycota; Glomeromycetes; Entrophosporales; Entrophosporaceae. The record is from the annotation of a GenBank genome assembly.
AUGACAGAGCUCAGAUGUGUAUUCAAGAAAGAUUUAAUUCGUAUAAUAGUAAUAGCAGUAUCGGAAUUUUUGUAUUUUUCUGAAACUAAUCCGAAAUCUGAAACUAACCCGAAUCCCACAAACAACAAAUGA